Musa acuminata AAA Group (dessert banana) is the source of this 1719-nucleotide messenger RNA. RefSeq names its product guard cell S-type anion channel SLAC1-like. The record is from RefSeq and is a predicted model, not a curated record. Gene Ontology annotation, molecular function: voltage-gated monoatomic anion channel activity. Gene Ontology annotation, cellular component: membrane. Gene Ontology annotation, biological process: intracellular monoatomic ion homeostasis; transmembrane transport; stomatal closure. Bases 1 to 1719 code for a protein of 572 amino acids. The transcript is spliced from 3 exons. NCBI's taxonomy places the organism in Eukaryota, Viridiplantae, Streptophyta, Magnoliopsida, Zingiberales, Musaceae.
AUGGACCUUGGCAAAAGGCCAAUUCUCCAGCCUCGCCAACAACAAUGGCCUCCGCGCCUUCGGCUUCCGGCCGUUUACCUCUUCGUGCACAUCCACAUGUUGCUCAUCAGCGAGAACGAGACCCUGACAAAGCUCAGGCAUCGUCAGCCUACCCACGAAUCCAUCAACCUCCGAGGAGGCGCGGGAGGUGACAGCGGAGGAGAGGCGGGGGCGCCAAUGGCGAUUCUUAGCCGGCAGAUCUCGCUGGAGAGCGGCAUCGCCUGGGUCGACACGGAGGAGAAAGAAGUCCAGGGAAGAAGAAGCAGCGACGCCAAAGAGGAACCACGGGUGGUUCUAUCGCGGAACAGCCGGAGCUGUGGAGCUCCCGGUGCCACCGCGGGGAAUGCCGGCCAAAGAAAGGGAGAUUUCAGCAUGUUCCGGACGAAGUCGGCGCUCGCUUCGAGACAGAAUUCCUUCUUGUCGUCGCGGAAGGAGAGCGGACCCGAUCUCAACCACGCCGAUGGCGUCCCUGGGUUAGCCGGGACUGACGACAGAGUUAACAAGAGCGUCUCCGCCGGAAGGUACUUCGCCGCGCUUCGAGGGCCGGAGCUCGACCAAGUCAGGGAUUGCGAGGACAUCCUCCUUCCCAAGGGCGAGGUGUGGCCGUUCCUCCUCCGCUUCCCGAUCGGGUGCUUCGGUAUGUGUCUCGGCCUCGGUAGCCAGGCAAUCCUGUGGAGAGCCCUCGCGUCGAGCCCGGCCAUGGCGUUCCUCCAUGUGACCCCUGACAUCAACCUCGUCUUCUGGCUUCUCGCGCUUGUAGUCUUCGUCUUCGUCUCCAUCACCUACGUCCUCAAGUGCGUCUUCUACUUCGAGGCCAUAUGCCGUGAGUACUACCACCCCGUCCGAGUCAACUUCUUCUUCGCGCCGUGGAUCGCCUGCAUGUUCCUGGCUAUCGGUGCCCCGGCCAGGCUUGCGCCGAAACAGCCCCACCCGGCCAUCUGGUGCACCUUAAUCGCACCCGUCUUCGUCCUGGAGCUCAAGAUCUACGGGCAAUGGCUGUCGGGGGGUAAGCGCCGGCUGUGCAAGGUGGCCAAUCCAUCGUGCCACCUCUCGGUGGUCGGCAACUUCGUCGGCGCGAUCCUGGCGGCCAAGGUAGGGUGGGAGGAGGCCGGCAAGCUCCUAUGGGCGGUCGGGCUAGCGCACUACCUCUGCUUGUUCGUUACCCUGUAUCAGCGGCUGCCGACCACCCAGGCGUUGCCCAAGGAGCUGCACCCCGUGUACUCCAUGUUUAUUGCGACGCCGGCGGCGGCAAGCAUCGCGUGGAGUGCCAUUUACGGGAAGUUCGACGCCGUGGCGAGGACCUUCUACUUCAUCGCCCUCUUCCUCUACUGCUCCCUCAUCGUGCGCAUCAACUUCUUCAGAGGAUUCAAGUUCUCGGUGGCGUGGUGGUCGUACACAUUCCCGAUGACGACGGCUUCCGUCGCCACCAUCAAGUACGCGGAAGAGGUUCCAUGCUUCUUCACCAAGGGCCUGGCGGUGAGCCUUUCGGUCAUAUCCUCGACCAUGGUGUUUCUGUUGCUCUUGUCCACCCUCCUCCACGCAUUGGUUUGGCGAUCCUUGUUCCCGAAUGACGUCGCCAUUGCCAUCGCUAAAGACGGCAACGGCGGCACGAGAUUGCGGGGAACGGAUAAGGCGGCGGCGGCGGCCCAAAGGAGAUACGACCCCAAGCGCUGGGCGUAG